AUGUUAUGUGAGUUCGGCAAAUUAUGUCAAUUACGAAAACAAUAUAUUAUUACAGGAUUGGGUGUUGAUAUUGCUGGAGAACCUUUCGUUCGAAAAAAUAUUCCUCUUGAUGAAUUAUUAAUUGGAGAAUUAUUAGAUUUUUCAACAUUAACACGUCCAAAUUUAGCUAAAUCAUGGUUUAGAUUUGCUGAUUGGGCUUAUCUUUGGGGACGACAAUUACUUGCUCUAUCUAUACCAUAUGAAGUUUCAUCCGACGAAUUAACGGAAAUAUCUCGUAUUCUAUCUUCAAUUCGAAUUUUAAAUGAUGAUGAUUCUGAACUUAUAGCAAACAAAAGCGCGGCCAUUCGUUAUGACCCACCCGUUAUAUUUGAAACUAAUCUUCUUAAUUCACCAACUGUUGCAUGGAAACGUCUUAUACCACAAUUAUUCUCUCAUUUAAAUCAUCCUGAUAGUUCUGUGAGAGAUUAUCUUACUAAUUUAUUGAUACGUAUAGCAAAAGAUUUUCCACAAUUAAUUCUCUAUUCAGUUGUUGUUGGAAUAACGGAUGAUUCAAAAAUGAGACGAAUAAAAUCAAGAGAUGAUAAUAUUUAUCAGAGAAAAUCUGCCAGUACACAUGAAUCAGAAGAUGAAAAAUCAGAAAAUGAUAUCGAUGAAGAUGAUGAAGAAGAAGAUGACAUUGAAAAACAAGAAAAUGCUGUCGCUAUGCAAAAUAGUUUUCGAUUAAUUUAUGAUGUACUUUCGGAAACAAAUUCACAUCUUGUUGGACAAGUUAAAUUAUUUAUACACGAAUUACGACGUGUUACUGUUCUAUGGAAUGAACUUUGA
Messenger RNA from Rotaria socialis, 825 nucleotides. The record is from the annotation of a GenBank genome assembly. Lineage: Eukaryota; Metazoa; Rotifera; Eurotatoria; Philodinida; Philodinidae.